UAAGUCUUCAUGUUAACAGAGCUGGAAAACUUUGUUUUAGAUUUUGCUUGCCGUAUAUCCUUAAAUAAAUAACCAAAAUUCGUUUAUCUUAGGACAUAAUUAAGUAACAGAGAUUCAAGAUGGAAAAUCCCGAAACAAUGGCUUUAGCUGCCACCAAUGUCUACACGGUUGAUACAUCAGAUUCAGAAGCUUCCAAACAGCUAGUCAACCCAGAGAGAGUCCAUCGACACAGUGAUCCAUAUGACUUGGUUUGUCUAGCACAAGAAGUUCAAAAAGCCGACCAGUUUGUACGAUGUGCAGCCAGCAAUAAAUUGAUAUUAAUUGCUGAACAGAUUCGACAUCUUCAAGAACAGGCUAGAAAAGUACUUUUGGAAACGAAACAGGAUGCAGAGCUUCACCAUGCUGCAUGCAACUUCAAAAAAAGAGUUGGUCAGAUGUAUUACCUUUACAGGAGAGCAAAUAACACAACUUAUUUUUCCAUGUUAUCUCCUCAGGAAUGGGGUCCUUCAUGUCCACAUGAGUUCCUUGGUGCUUACCAACUAGAGGCAGACAUGUCAUGGACUAAAGCUGAAGACAUAGCUAGGCGAAGUAAAGAUAUUCAAAUGGUUGACCAACUUCUUUCCUCCCAAGUACCUGCUAUACAGUAUGUCACAGGAGUUUCUGAAAAUAGUGCAAAGAAAGCAAUCAAACACCAUGAAAAGUCUGUUAUAGAGGAUAUAACAGAUGAAGAUCAUCUUGUUGAGGAACCUUUUCAUUAUUGAAUCAGUAGAUUUUACUGUCUACCAAAAUUAGUUUUAAUUAUUUUAAUUAUUGUGGUGUAUUUCCACUGAGGUUCAACUGCUCUCAAAACCUGCUAAAAUAAAGUGGGGGGAAAUUUC
This is a messenger RNA of Actinia tenebrosa (Australian red waratah sea anemone), 878 nucleotides long. RefSeq lists its product as uncharacterized. Lineage: Eukaryota; Metazoa; Cnidaria; Anthozoa; Actiniaria; Actiniidae. The record is from RefSeq and is a predicted model, not a curated record.